Messenger RNA from Neodiprion virginianus, 2688 nucleotides. It is a transcript of the gene Mccc2, whose product is annotated as methylcrotonoyl-CoA carboxylase beta chain, mitochondrial. Gene Ontology annotation, cellular component: mitochondrion; methylcrotonoyl-CoA carboxylase complex. Bases 189 to 1865 code for a protein of 558 amino acids. The record is from RefSeq and is a predicted model, not a curated record. Gene Ontology annotation, molecular function: methylcrotonoyl-CoA carboxylase activity. NCBI's taxonomy places the organism in Eukaryota, Metazoa, Arthropoda, Insecta, Hymenoptera, Diprionidae. The transcript has 8 exons. Gene Ontology annotation, biological process: L-leucine catabolic process.
AACACGGAACUAAUUUUGAGGAAUUCAAACGAACGUCACCCACCACCCGGGAAUUGCAACAUACAAGUGAACCGCGUCAUUUGACUGAUAAUGAUAAGAAUGCGUAAGAAGAAACGACGAGCGACGAAUAUCAGUGUGUGGCGGACAUUUGGUCGAGUAACGUAAGUCAUUGCGCUAAGAAAAAACAAAUGUUCCGUAAAAAUAGCUGUAUCGUCACGCGCUUGAGAUUUUUGUCAAGAAAAUAUCACAAUGAGGCGUCGAUUAUUGGCAGCGAACAAGACACCAGUUCCCCGGUGUAUCAGGAAAACUACAGCCAGAUGAAAAUCCUUGUUGAUCAGCUGCGGGCCACUGUAGAAAAAGUAGUUCAAGGCGGAGGCGAAAAGGCAAGAUCCCGUCAUGUUAAGCUUGGGAAAUUGUUGCCGAGGGAAAGGAUCGACACUCUCCUCGAUAAGGAUUCCGCAUUUCUAGAACUAUCCCAGCUGGCCGGUUAUCAAAUGUAUGGAACAGACGAAGUCCCAGCGGGUGGACUUAUCACAGGAAUUGGAAAAAUAUCAGGACAAAACUGUGUUAUAAUAGCGAAUGAUGCGACGGUCAAGGGUGGUUCAUACUAUCCGAUAACUGUGAAGAAGCAUUUGCGUGCCCAGGAAAUAGCACAAGACAACGAGUUGCCAUGUAUCUACUUGGUGGACAGUGGAGGGGCGAACUUGCCGCGUCAGGCGGAGGUAUUUCCAGACAGGGAUCACUUUGGUAGAUUCUUUUACAACCAAGCUAACAUGAGCGCUCGUGGUAUAGCUCAAAUCGCAGUUGUAAUGGGAAGCUGCACUGCCGGCGGAGCCUACAUCCCUGCCAUGUCCGAUGAGAAUAUAAUCAGCAAAAAUGGCACUAUUUUCUUGGCAGGACCUCCACUCGUCAAAGCUUCAACUGGGGAAGACGUUACCGCAGAAAAUCUGGGAGGAGCAGAUCUGCACUGUCGAACUUCUGGGGUUACUGACCACUAUGCAAUUGACGAUCCUCACGCUUUGUACUUGGCUCGACGCAUGGUGAAGAAUUUGAAUCGUCAAAAAUGUUCAACUAUCCCGAUUGAGAAGGAUAUUUCCGCACCUAUUUACCCAGCUGAGGAAAUCUAUGGUAUCGUUGGAGCUAAUUUGAAGCGUCCUUACGACGUUAGGGAAGUUAUAGCGCGGAUAGUUGAUGGCUCAGAGUUUGACGAAUUUAAGGAACAGUAUGGAGAAACUUUGGUCACCGGGUUUGCCAGACUGCAUGGCUGCCCAAUAGGAAUUGUUGCUAACAAUGGUAUACUGUUCUCUGAAAGCGCACUUAAAGGUGCUCAUUUUGUGCAGCUGUGCGCGCAGAGAAAGAUACCCCUGAUAUUUCUCCAGAAUAUUACUGGUUUUAUGGUCGGAAAAGACGCCGAAUCCGGCGGCAUAGCCAAAAACGGUGCGAAAAUGGUAACUGCAGUGGCAUGUGCUCAAGUUCCCAAGAUCACCUUGAUCAUAGGAGGAUCGUACGGUGCUGGAAAUUACGGUAUGUGCGGUCGGGCUUUUUCUCCAAGGUUUAUGUACUCCUGGCCUAAUGCUAGGAUAUCUGUAAUGGGCGGAGAACAGGCAGCUGGAGUUUUGGUUCAAAUUACAAAAAAUCAGCGAGCUCGAGAGGGAAAGCAAUGGACCCAAGAGGAGGAAGACAAGUUAAAGAAUCCGAUAAUUGAACAGUUUGAGGCUGAAGGCAAUCCCUACUAUUCCAGUGCCAGACUCUGGGAUGACGGAGUGAUUGAUCCAGUUGAUACUCGCGCGGUACUGGCAUUGAGUUUGGCAGCAGCAUUAAAUACGCCGAUUUUAGACAGCACCUUCGGCGUUUUCCGAAUGUAAAUCGACGCGGAACGAUGUACUUACUGUCAAUUAUUUUAAUUGUAAAAAGUUUUUUUUAUACGUUUAUAACAUGUAUGGAUCUAUAGCCUUCGACAGGAAUCAUGUAACAUAGACAUAUUUUUCCAAAGAAUCGGCAGUUGGGGUAAGGAAAUAAGAGAUACGUAUAUUUACAAGAGUAAAUGCUUGUAUGUAUGUAUGAAAAUAAAAUAAAGAAAUGGCAUGAAUUCUACGAAUUUACUACAGUGAAACUUCAUAAUAGCGGACAACUUCGGGGCUGAAAAUUUUGUCAGUUAUUGAGGAGUAUCUGUUAUUCAGAACAACAUCAACGUUUAAAUUGUGUUACUGGAAAUUUUUAGCCUGUCCGUUGUAAAGAGGAAUUCAUUAUUGGGAGGUGUCCGUUAAGAGAAGUUUCACUAUAUUGCCAUUUCGUAAAAUCUAUACCAUUUCUUCAUUCCUGCAUCGAAUGAAAACACACUUGAGUGCCUUUGUUUAAAGUUGCGUAUACAAUGGGGCUGUUAAGUCCUUUGUCGCUUUUGAGGUACAUGGAAUUUGAUAUUUAGAGAUUUAUACGUCAACUUCGAAAUUGACAAAGGCCCCCCCUUAAACAGGGUAUUUUGUGUGGGCAUAACCUGCAACCUUUCUCCCCUGUUAAAAGAGGAGUUCCUUUUAUUUCUUAUCAAUUUAAAUUCUUUCAAUCAAGGACCUAGACUAUUCACACUGAGGUUGCAAGAACUACCGGCUCUCGCAAAACCACAGAUGUAACACUAUAUAUGAUCUAGUAUUUUUCAUGUAAUAAUCAUGUAAUAAAUUAUUUGCUGAAUUA